Messenger RNA from Hypomesus transpacificus, 1907 nucleotides. It is a transcript of the gene nop56, whose product is annotated as NOP56 ribonucleoprotein homolog. The coding region runs from base 84 to 1706 and encodes 540 amino acids. Gene Ontology annotation, molecular function: snoRNA binding. The transcript is spliced from 12 exons. NCBI's taxonomy places the organism in Eukaryota, Metazoa, Chordata, Actinopteri, Osmeriformes, Osmeridae. The record is from RefSeq and is a predicted model, not a curated record. Gene Ontology annotation, cellular component: small-subunit processome; box C/D methylation guide snoRNP complex.
UGAAAAAAGCAAAGGCAAUCUUUUCACGGCAGUGAGGGAAAGAAAGGACACGCGAAGCCUGUCGCAGCAAAGAUUUCGCAAUCAUGGUGCAGUUGCACGUGCUGUUCGAGCAUGCGGCGGGGUAUGCACUCUUUGCAGUGAAAGAGGUGGAAGAGAUCGGAAUGCUAUUGCCACAGGUUGAAGACAGCGUGCUUUGCAUCGGAAAAUUCAAUGGAAUGGUGAGCCUGGCGGCCUUCUUUCCUUUCAAAUCCGCCCAGGCAGCCCUCGACAAUAUAAACGCAAUCUCGGAAGGUGUGGUCCAUGCAGAUCUCAAGCUGUUUCUGGAGACCAACCUCUCCAUGGCGGGGAAGAAAAAGGCCAUGCUGGGGGUGUCUGACAGCAAGAUAGGUGCAGCGCUCCAAGAGGAGCUGGAGCUGUCUAUCCAGACUGGCGGAGUGGUAGCUGAGCUCCUCAGAGGUGUGCGUCUCCACUUCCACUCCCUGGUGAAGGGCCUCACAGCUCUGGCUGCCUCAAAGGCCCAGCUGGGUCUGGGCCACAGCUACUCCAGGGCCAAGGUGAAGUUCAACGUGAACCGGGCAGACAACAUGAUAAUCCAGUCCAUCGCCCUGCUGGACCAGCUGGACAAGGACAUCAACACCUUCUCCAUGCGUGUGCGCGAGUGGUACGGCUACCACUUCCCAGAGCUGAUCAAGAUUGUUACCGACAACUCCACGUACUGCCGCAUGGCCCGGCUGAUCGGCAACAGGAAGGAGCUGAGCGAAGAGUCUCUACCCGCCAUGGAGGAGGUGGUGAUGGAUAGUGCCAAGGCCCAGUCCGUCCUGGAGGCCUCACGCAGCUCCAUGGGUAUGGAUAUCUCCCCCAUCGACUUGAUCAACAUCGAGAGCUUCUCAAACCGCGUGGUCUCCCUGGCCGCGUACCGCCUGGAGCUCCAGGAAUACCUGCGCUCCAAGAUGAGCCAGGUGGCCCCCAACCUAGCCACCCUCAUAGGGGAUGUGGUGGGAGCCCGUCUGAUCUCCCAUGCUGGCAGUUUGACCAACCUGGCCAAGUACCCGGCCUCCACCGUACAGAUCCUGGGGGCAGAGAAGGCCCUCUUCAGGGCUCUGAAGACGCGUGGGAACACCCCCAAGUACGGCCUCAUCUUCCACUCGACCUUCAUCGGCCGCGCAGCCGCCAAGAACAAGGGGCGCAUCUCCCGCUACCUGGCUAACAAGUGCACCAUUGCGUCACGCGUCGACUGUUUCUCUGAGGUCCAAACCACCGUGUACGGCGAGAAGCUGCGUGACCAGGUCGAAGAGCGUCUGUCUUUCUACGAGACGGGCGAAGCGCCUCGCAAGAACCUGGACGUGAUGAAGGAGGCUGUGAAAGAGGCAGGAGAAGUUGUGGCUGAGAUAAAGAAGAAAGCGGAAAAGAGAGAGAAGAAGCGCAUUAAGCGUGAGAAGAAACUUCAGGGGGACAAUGGAGACACCCCAGCAGUCAAAUCCAAUGGCGAAGCAGAGGAGAAUGGUGCCAAUGGAGAGGAAGUUUCAGGCAAGAAAAAGAAAAUCAAGCAGGAAGCUGCUGAGGUUAAAGUGGAGGAGGACUCGGUCACCCCGUCAAAGAAGAAGAAGAAGCGCAAGUCUGAGGCAAUGGAGCCGGAAGUGGUUGCUGUUGAGAUGACGACACCAGUGAGCGAGAAGAAAAAGAAAAAGAAGAAAUCGACUGAAUAGACCAUUUGAAAAAGCCAGAUUUUUUUUUAGUUAUGUACAGUUUAUAUAUACUCUUUGUUUCUGUUCCAUGUGAUGCUUUGGAUCUUUAACCCAACUAAAGGAGUUGGGAUGCAAAUAUUUUAGUAGUGCUUUUUGUUGACUGGUUUUAUACUAUGUAGUAUGUGCCUUGUCCUUCAUUAAAAACCCCUGACUUCUCCUAUA